CAGCAUACCCAGGGGCCUUUUCUAGAUAAAAUUGGUCACCCCUGUCAUAAGUAAUUUAAUGUCCAGCACGUUUAAUCGAGAUGUGGCAGUACCAUUGCUGGAGGACAUGGUGGAGGCAGUUUGUUUAAAAAGAGGCGAGUUUCCUGGCGGUCCGGUACUGCCGAUAUUACUGAAUUCUCAAUGACCGAUUGCUGGCAUUUUCGAACCGGUCGAGUUGGGUAUUGGAGUGAGGAGAAGGGGGCCCGGUUGUGCGUGUCCAGUAGGGGGCGCAGCCACUCCGUUCAGCCGUAACGUUAAGGCAAAGGGGCACAGGGAGCCCCCCCCCCCCCCCGGCUCUUCGGGGUCAGCACGGGGGAGUCGAUACUUUCCAAAGCUCUGCGUGGUCCGGUCCAAAAUCGCCAGCGCCACGAGUCCGUGAGAUCGCAGUCCGCACCGUGUCAGUCAAAGAGCUGAAUGUCCUCGCUUGCAGCGAUCCCUGACAGUGCAUAGCGGAGUCUCCCACCGCGGGUCGGCGUGGUUCUCCUGAACCGGGCCCAACCGAACCGGCCCGGGUCGCUGCGCGUUUCCUCCUCCGCCUGUAGAGGGAGUUCCUGGGAAGACUCGCAGAGCUGAAGACUGACGGACAGACAGCUGCUGGGGGAGAGGGGCAGGCAAAGCCCGCUGCCGGACCGCCGCCUGGGGAAUAGAGCGUCCCUCCUCCACCGCGGCGGAGACAAAGAGACGCGGAGGCAGCGCUUCGGCUAAACGGGAGAGAAGGAGGCCGGCGGCGGUGAAGCUGAGCAGGAACCGGCGCCGGGCUGCCGACUGCCGCCACCCUGGGCUGAAUGCGCCAGGCCUGCGCCUCCCCAGCGAGCCGCCAUGGGGGAGACAAAAAUUAUCUACCACCUCGACGACCAGGAGACCCCCUACCUGGUGAAGCUGCCCAUCGCGGCCGACCGGGUCACUCUGGCGGACUUUAAAAACGUCCUUAACAAGCCCAACUACAAAUUCUUCUUCAAGUCCAUGGACGAUGAUUUCGGGGUGGUGAAGGAGGAGAUCUCGGAUGACAACGCCAAGCUGCCUUGCUUCAAUGGCCGAGUCGUGUGCUGGCUGGUGUCGGCGGAUGGGGCACAGUCAGACGGUGGCUCUGUGUGUGCUGACAGCCAGUUGGACCUGCCCCCUCCCUUGGAACGCACCGGGGGCAUUGGCGAUUCCAGGCCUCCAUCAUUCCAUGCCAAUGCUGCAGCCAGUCAGGACAACCUGGACAAUGAGACGGAGACGGACUCGGUGGCGUGCGUGCGGCGAGAGCGCGAGAGGCCUCGCCGGAGAGACACGAGUGGUCGCAUGAAUGGACACUCGCAGCGGGCGGAGCUGGGGGGCUAUGAGAGCUCCUCCACCCUGAUGAGCAGUGAGCUGGACACCACCAGCUUCGUGGACUCGGAGGAGGAGGACGCAGCCAGCAGGUUCAGCAGCUCCACUGAACAGAGCAGCUCUUCCCGUCUGAUGCGGCGGCAUCGCCGUCGGCGACGGAAACCCAAAACCCCCCGCAUGGAAAGGUCAUCGUCCUUCAGCAGCAUCACUGAUUCCACCAUGUCGCUGAACAUCAUCACAGUCACCUUAAACAUGGAGAAGUACAACUUCCUGGGCAUCAGCAUCGUGGGGCAGAGCAACGAGCGGGGAGACGGGGGCAUCUACAUCGGCUCCAUCAUGAAGGGUGGAGCGGUGGCGGCGGACGGCCGUAUCGAGCCCGGGGACAUGCUCCUGCAGGUGAAUGACAUUAACUUCGAGAACAUGAGCAACGAUGACGCGGUGAGAGUGCUGCGGGAGAUCGUGCACAAGCCGGGCCCCAUCACGCUGACUGUGGCUAAGUGCUGGGACCCCAGUCCCAGGGGCUGCUUCACCCUGCCCCGCAGUGAACCAAUCCGUCCCAUUGACCCGGCCGCCUGGGUGUCCCACACCGCUGCCAUGACGGGGGCAUACCCUGUCUACGGCAUGAGCCCUUCCAUGAGCACCAUCACGUCCACCAGCUCCUCCAUCACCAGCUCCAUCCCCGAGACGGAGCGCUUCGACGACUUCCACCUGUCCAUCCACAGUGACAUGGCAACUGUUGCCAAGGCGAUGGCCUCCCCUGAGUCAGGGCUGGAAGUGCGGGACAGGAUGUGGCUGAAGAUCACCAUCCCAAACGCCUUCAUAGGAUCGGACGUGGUGGACUGGCUGUUUCGCCACGUGGAGGGCUUCACCGAUCGCCGUGAGGCGCGCAAGUACGCCAGCAACCUGCUGAAGGCCGGCUACAUCCGCCACACUGUCAACAAGAUCACCUUCUCUGAACAGUGCUACUACAUCUUUGGGGACCUUUGUGGCAACAUGGCCCACCUCUCCCUGCAAGAGCAAGAUGGCUCCAGUGGAACGUCAGACCAGGACACUCUGGCCCCUCUCCCUGUACCCGGGGCAGUGCCCUGGCCCCUGGCUUUUCCCUACCAGUACCCUAUCCCGCAGCCCUACAGCCCGCACCCCGCACUGGAGCCCUACGGAUUUCCCGCAGUGGGGGGCAGUGCUGGCAGCCAACCGAGUGAAGGGAGUCGCAGCAGUGGCUCGAAUCGCAGCGGCAGCAAAAAGGAGACGAAGCCGGGAGCAGGAGCGGCGGAGUCCAAAUCGGGCGGCAGUGGCAGUGAGUCCGAGCAUCGGCGAGAGAGGGCGCCCAGCGAGCGCUCUGCGGCGCCUCCCAGUGAGCACAGCGUGCGCAGUGCCCAUUCCCACGCUCACAGUCUGCCGUACGGCCCUCCUGGCCUGCCCCCACAGCCCCCGACGGCAGUCUCCCUAGCCCUGCCUGGAUCCCCCCCUGGCCGUGAUCUGGCCUCUGUGCCCCCUGAGCUGACAGCCUCACGCCAGUCCUUCCGCAUGGCCAUGGGCAAUCCAAGCGAGUUCUUUGUGGAUGUCAUGUGAUCAGUGUCAGCUGACUAGAGGGCCUGUCUCAUUCAUGCUGAGAGAUGGGGGUGUGAGAGAUGGAUAGAGCGUAACAGCGGUUGUCUGUGCCGCUGCCCCCUUCCCAUCAUCCCCGGCUGCAGCUUGUGGCUGCUACUUUCUUCAGUGAAGAACAAAAAAACCAGCCUUCUUUCCCCAAGAACCAGUUCUGCGUCCUUCCCGCCAAGCACUCUGUCCCGUGUCUAGGGGGGGGGCCCUAGCCUUUGCCAUGUCGCUUGUCCUUUUGUCUCCUGUCCCUGCUUCUCCAGUGUCUCACUUUAUAAGGAGAAAGCAGAGUUUCACUUUUCAUUUCUCACGGACUGAAUGUGAUGCGUUUCAUGACGGAUUAAACACAACGACACCGUGGGUAUAAAUCUAGCUGACUGGUUUACUUUGUCCUGUUGGUUUCCUUUUUAUUUUUCCAUAAAAAUGUUAGGGGUGAGAGGAAGAUGUUCUGAGUAAAGGUGAUUGUGUUUGAUCUGCUCUAAAGACCCGGAUUAAAAGAAUAGGAGAGGGUAGUCUUUUCUGGGCUGAAUGAGGUACUAUUAACAGCUUUUUCUGCUAACCAGCAGUGAGUUGCCAUGGUAAUGUGCCAUCAGGCAGCUGGUGUUUAUCUGUGUAGGGUGUGAGUGAUGCUGUCCGGCCCACAGCGUCGAUGUGGCCUUCACAGGCCACAUGCAUGUGGAAUAACGGAGAGCACGCAGACUGACCGCAGGAGCAAGUUGGUGAAUGCCAGACUUCUCCUUUCCCCUCUCGGCACAUUUCGGAGGUUUUACUGUUUCUUUCUGCAUACUUCAUUAUUAACAUUAAAAUUCUGUAUCCCGUUUCUCAUUUGUAACAUUAAGCCUUUCUGCAUUUUUGUCCUGACUACAUUUAUCUUUGGUUUUUAAUAAUUAGCAGAUGAUAAUGUAUAGCGACAAACAUCCGAUUUCAUACAUACUGUACGGUAUGCUGUUUUAUGGAAAAAUGUUUUUAUUUAUAAACAUAGUUUUAUUGCCUAAAA
Brienomyrus brachyistius is the source of this 3943-nucleotide messenger RNA. Its product is annotated as segment polarity protein dishevelled homolog DVL-3. NCBI's taxonomy places the organism in Eukaryota, Metazoa, Chordata, Actinopteri, Osteoglossiformes, Mormyridae. The coding region runs from base 859 to 2922 and encodes 687 amino acids. The record is from RefSeq and is a predicted model, not a curated record. Gene Ontology annotation, molecular function: frizzled binding. The transcript has 15 exons. Gene Ontology annotation, cellular component: cytosol. Gene Ontology annotation, biological process: intracellular signal transduction; canonical Wnt signaling pathway.